Molecule: messenger RNA, 612 nt
Organism: Plasmopara halstedii
Lineage: Eukaryota; Oomycota; Peronosporomycetes; Peronosporales; Peronosporaceae
Exons: 2
Coding region: 1-612 (203 amino acids)
Source: RefSeq, a predicted model, not a curated record
AUGGCGUGGCCUGACGAAAAGGAGGCGCUUCUCGCUACGAUUCGAAGGCAGGAGCAAAAAUCAACUGCGCUUGCUAAGCGCUUUAAGCUCUUACAGAGAACUUUGCAGGAACAGCAAAAGUUAUUGGAUAAAUAUCAGCACGCGCUUAGCACAUUUCAGGCAGCUCAACGAGCCGAUGCGCAUCUCGAAAGAAAAAAUGGCGACGGCAAACUCGGAAUAAAUAAUACAAGCAGCUGUAAGAAGCUUAGCUCCUCUACGUCUCCGUCUUGGAUACAGAAAAAGACUACCAACUCGUCAGAUCUAGGUCCAGUGAAGGAAAACGAAGCUGAAACUCAAGUGAAAAAACAGGUUCAAGAGAAGAACGAGAAGACUUCUUCGUUUAAAUUCCCGUCAAAGAGAGCAAAAAGUCAAUUGGCUGCUACAUGGGCUGAAGAAAAAGAAAAGAUGCUCAAGAAACACAAGUGGGAGCAGAGUUCGAAGUCAACAACUUCAAAUGCUGACAAAGAAAACUACGGAACCGAGACGAGAGAAGAAAUUUGCCGGCACAUGAUUGCAUUGAGUGCAAAAAGUAUUACGAUGCACUGGGGGGGCUUGACUCGACGGAUUCUAUGA